CAGGCAGGAGGGAGGAGAGCUCCUCUCCAGCUAGCCCUUGGGAUGGGAGUGAACUCGGCCCCUCUCCUCAAGCAGGGCGGUUCUCGUCCCCUCACAGGGGCCGCGAAGGGGUGUGCGACCACGGCAAGGAUGGCCGUAGGGGUGUCAGAUAAUCUUUCCCCCCGCCCUCGAACCUUUAACGCCGCAAGAGGAGCCGGAGUCCGGUGCCCUCCCAAAUUGGGGCUGCGGCGAGGGGCCCGCAUCUCUGAGGCUGCAGCUGCAGAGAUUUUGCAGUUGGCUUUAAAAAUAAAACAAACGCAGGCUUUCCUGCCCCUUAGCUUUUUGAGCGUGCCCCCAGCGAAGUGGGAACUGCGGAUCUCCUUGGUUGAGACAGCAAUCCACGUUGUGACUGUGAAAGGCUUCUGCUGUCAAGUGGAAUGUCAUGGCCAGCUCCUCGGACAGUGAAGAUGACAGUUUCAUGGCUGUGGACCAAGAAGAAACUGUGCUGGAAGGGACAAUGGAGCAAGAUGAGGAGCCCCACCCAGUAUUGGACGUUGAGGAGACUACACAUAAUAGGUCCAUGUCUGAGCUGCCAGAAGAGGUUUUGGAGUAUAUCCUGUCAUUUCUUUCGCCGUACCAGGAACACAAAACUGCAGCCCUUGUCUGCAAACAGUGGUAUCGACUUAUCAAAGGUGUAGCCCACCAAUGUUAUCAUGGUUUCAUAAAGGCUGUCCAGGAAGGAAACAUUCAGUGGGAGAGUCGGACUUACCCUUAUCCUGGAACCCCAAUCACUCAGCGGUUCUCACACAGUGCAUGCUAUUAUGAUGCUAAUCAGUCUAUGUAUGUGUUUGGAGGCUGUACCCAGAGCAGCUGCAAUGCUGCCUUUAAUGACCUCUGGAGACUUGACUUAAAUAGCAAAGAGUGGAUCCGACCUUUGGCUUCAGGGUCCUAUCCUUCCCCCAAAGCUGGAGCGACUCUGGUUGUGUACAAGGAUCUGCUGGUGCUGUUUGGUGGCUGGACACGGCCAAGCCCUUAUCCCCUACACCAACCAGAGAGAUUCUUUGAUGAAAUACACACUUACUCACCCUCUAAAAACUGGUGGAACUGCAUUGUGACAACCCAUGGGCCACCUCCUAUGGCCGGCCAUUCCUCCUGUGUGAUAGAUGAUAAAAUGAUUGUCUUUGGUGGCUCCUUAGGAUCCCGGCAAAUGAGCAACGAUGUCUGGGUCCUUGACCUCGAGCAGUGGGCAUGGUCCAAGCCGAACAUCUCUGGCCCUAGUCCUCAUCCUCGAGGUGGCCAAUCUCAGAUUGUCAUAGAUGAUGCAACUAUUUUAAUCCUUGGAGGGUGUGGUGGUCCCAAUGCUCUGUUCAAAGAUGCUUGGUUGUUGCACAUGCACUCAGGUCCCUGGGCCUGGCAGCCACUCAAGGUAGAAAAUGAAGAUCAUGGAGCCCCAGAACUGUGGUGCCAUCCAGCUUGCCGGGUGGGGCAGUGUGUGGUGGUCUUCAGCCAGGCUCCUAGUGGGAGAGCCCCACUCAGCCCCAGUUUGAACUCGCGCCCAUCACCUAUCAGUGCCACUCCUCCAGCCCUGGUUCCCGAAGCCCGAGAGUACCGCUCUCAGUCUCCAGUAAGGAGUAUGGAUGAAGCUCCUUGUGUUAAUGGCCGCUGGGGAACACUGAGGCCCAGAGCUCAAAGGCAGACCCCCUCAAGUUCCCGGGAAGGGAGCCUUUCCCCGGCCAGAGGAGAUGGCUCUCCCAUUCUCAAUGGUGGGAGUUUAUCUCCAGGAACAGCAGCUGUAGGUGGCUCUUCCUUGGACAGCCCUUUACAGGCCAUAUCUCCUAGCACUCCAUCUACCACUGAAGGAUAUGACCUAAAAAUGGGACUUUCUGUGGCCCCCCGACGAGGGUCACUACCAGAUCAGAAAGAUCUGAGAUUAGGAUCAAUAGAUCUAAGUUGGGAUCUGAAACCCACUUCCAAUAUGGAUGGUGUGGACAACAGGACAGUUGGGGGAAGUAUGAGACACCCUCCUGAACAGACAAAUGGUGUGCAUACCCCACCACAUGUUGCCAGUGCCCUUGCAGGAGCCGUGUCCCCAAGUGCUCUGCGUCGGAGCCUAGAAGCCAUCAAAGCAAUGUCGUCCAAAGGCCCCUCAGCUUCUGCAGCACUAAGUCCUCCUCUGGGGUCUUCUCCAGGCUCUCCUGGGAGCCAGAACCUGAGCAGUGGAGAAACAGUGCCCGUUCCCCGCUCGGGGCCUGCCCAAGGAGAUGGACAUUCCUUACCUCCUAUUGCCCGCCGCCUGGGCCACCACCCUCCACAGUCCUUAAAUGUUGGCAAACCGUUGUACCAGAGUAUGAACUGCAAGCCCAUGCAGAUGUAUGUGCUGGACAUUAAAGACACCAAGGAGAAGGGGAGGGUCAAAUGGAAAGUAUUUAAUAGCAGUUCUGUGGUCGGACCUCCUGAAACCAGCCUGCAUACAGUGGUGCAAGGCAGGGGUGAACUCAUCAUAUUUGGAGGACUCAUGGACAAGAAACAGAAUGUGAAGUACUAUCCAAAAACAAACGCCUUGUACUUUGUGCGAGCAAAGAGAUAAUAUGUUCUAAAUCC
Molecule: messenger RNA, 2580 nt
Organism: Diceros bicornis minor
Lineage: Eukaryota; Metazoa; Chordata; Mammalia; Perissodactyla; Rhinocerotidae
Gene: FBXO42
Product: F-box protein 42
Exons: 10
Coding region: 422-2566 (714 amino acids)
Molecular function (GO): protein binding
Source: RefSeq, a predicted model, not a curated record